AUGUACGAAGGGAUUGACAACCUGAAAUCCCUUUACGACCGUGCCGGGAAAACUUUCUCCGGCGGGCCUUCUGCGGCACAGGAUGUACCGCGUCGUACUGCUCAACCAGACCCAGUACGUCAACCAUCAGUUGGGAGCGGGGCUCCCAAGUAUCCCAGGACGGGGGAUAGCCACGCCACCGGACGAGAUAACUCGUCCGACGUCCGUUCACGUCGCGGUGGUUCAACAGCUGCUCAACCAGAUAGCGCUGGCCACCGCGAGAGUCCUCUAAUGGAGGUGGAGGAGGAGGGAAAACGCUCUCCACACAAUCGUGGGGAAGCGUGUGUCUCCGAGAGCCUCUUUAAUCGCGUAACUCUUGCGCUACGCGGCGACCUCGAGCAUGAGCGGGACAGGCGUCUUCAACUGACGUACGCUGUAUCGAAGCAUCGAGCUGAGUUGGCCUUUGCUCCGCUUGGGAACGAGAGAGCUCUGACGUCUCUGCGUGACGAGCUAAGGGUAGCUCGUGAGAUUGUUGAUCGGUCUCGGGAUGAGAUAACUGCUAUUCAGACCCUUGUCGAUGCCCACCAUCGGGAGCACAAGGCUCUCUGCGAGAUGCUUGAGCGCAAGGGCGUUCUUCAUCGGAAGAAGCAGCGUACUGAUGGUACGGCUUAA
This is a messenger RNA of Peronospora matthiolae, 651 nucleotides long. The record is from the annotation of a GenBank genome assembly. NCBI's taxonomy places the organism in Eukaryota, Oomycota, Peronosporomycetes, Peronosporales, Peronosporaceae.